AUGGACGAACAAAUCGAGGUGGUAAAACCGGCCGAGAAAGCUGGUUUUGAGAAUUUCAAGCAAAGCGAUGGCACGGUGACUGGAAUGGCUUCGGGGUUAUUCAAGGAUGUUAUGACUUCCAAUCCAUACUUUGCAGCUGGUGGUGGUUUGAUGGUAUUAGGGUCUGCUUUAGCACUGACAAGGUCUUCAGUGAUUAGAUUGUCGCAAUUUGCAUAUCGCCAGAUGCUGGUGGACCUGGAGAUCCCGAGUAAGGAUAAGUCGUACUAUUGGUUCCUGGAAUGGAUGUCUCAGCAUAAGCAGAGAAGCUCGAGACAUUUGAGUGUUGAAACAAACUACACACAGCGCGACAACGGUACUGUCAGCACAAAGUUCUCACUUGUGCCUGGACCUGGUCGCCAUUUGAUAAAGUACCAGGGAGCAUACAUGAUGGUGAAUCGUGAGAGGUCUGGCAAGCUGUUGGAUAUGACCAGUGGAACACCAUUUGAAACGGUCACCAUCACCACCCUUUACAGGGACAGAUACAUGUUUGCGAAAUUGUUGGAAGAGGCAAAGGAAUUGGCCCUGGAAUCGCAACAGGGAAAAACCGUGAUAUACACUUCCUGGGGCCAGGACUGGAGACCGUUUGGCCAGCCUAGACGCAAGAGAUUGGUACAGAGUGUGAUAUUAGACGAAGGAAUUUCCGAGGGAAUUUUGAAGGACGUGAGAGACUUCUUGGGCUCAGGAAACUGGUACCACGAAAGAGGUAUUCCAUAUAGGCGUGGUUAUUUGUUAUACGGUCCUCCAGGAAGUGGUAAGACCAGUUUCAUCCAGGCCUUGGCUGGAGAAUUGGACUACAACAUCUGUAUCUUGAACCUUUCUGAAGCGAACUUGACGGAUGAUAGACUGACAUACUUGAUGAACCAUAUUCCACAAAGGAGCAUUCUUCUUUUAGAAGACAUAGAUGCUGCCUUUAAUAAAAGAGAACAGACCAAGGAGAAGGGCUACAGUUCAGGUGUUACUUUCAGCGGAUUGCUGAACGCGCUAGAUGGAGUGGCUUCUGCCGAGGAGAUGAUCACAUUUAUGACGACUAAUCACCCCGAGAAGCUAGAUCCUGCUAUCAUGAGACCAGGCAGAGUUGAUUAUAAGGCCUUGAUAGACAACGCUUCUGAGUACCAGGUGUCGAAGAUGUUCACCAAAUUUUAUGGCUCUGAAGACGAGCAGAGUCGCGAGAAGUUUCUUCAGGCAUAUCACGAGGCCAACGUUGGGUCAGUGAGCACAGCUCAAUUGCAAGGGUUGUUCGUGUAUAACAAGAAUGACCCCGAAGGUGCAAUUGCGAUGGUGAAGUCCAUGGGCAAAUAG
Kuraishia capsulata CBS 1993 is the source of this 1338-nucleotide messenger RNA. RefSeq lists its product as uncharacterized. Gene Ontology annotation, biological process: mitochondrial respiratory chain complex III assembly; protein insertion into mitochondrial inner membrane from matrix. Bases 1 to 1338 code for a protein of 445 amino acids. The record is from RefSeq and is a predicted model, not a curated record. NCBI's taxonomy places the organism in Eukaryota, Fungi, Ascomycota, Pichiomycetes, Pichiales, Pichiaceae. The transcript has a single exon. Gene Ontology annotation, molecular function: ATP hydrolysis activity; ATP binding. Gene Ontology annotation, cellular component: mitochondrial inner membrane.